AUGCACGACAGACUCAAUUCGGUCUCGAAGCCAGAAUGGAGUGUUGAUAUUGAAGCGGCGCCAACACCAACCUCUCCCCGCACUCGGUCGCCCUCUCCAACACUCAUUGAUCGACGAAUACCUUUUCACCGGCGCUUCCUCGCUCACCUCAAUGCUGACAUAUCUCCUUCCUCUGUGACUUAUCCUUCAAUCUAUCAAUGCUUCUUGACCGGAUUGACGUCUGCCCCAUCAUUCGCAGCAUGUUUCGUAUGGUGUGGGUUUCAAACUGGAAAUGCAGCUCAACUCGGCCUCGCUCUUGCCCGGACUUUCACGCCCGAUCAUCAACGAACAUUUGGGUUUCAGAAGAUGGAUCAACAAGCUCUGGUCAGUUUGUUGAGCUUUUUUGGCGGCGCUUCUUUGGGACAAAUAGGAAAUCGAAUUGGGGGAAAGAAAAGAGCUUGGUUGGUCAGCGCGACUUUCGUUCAAAUGCUUCUGAUGAUGGCAGCUGCAGUAGCAGGGUAUCUUUCAGGUGAAACAGGCUUAGCAGAUGGUCGAGGUGAACCUUCGUGGAUAACACCGACAGGUAUGACAGCUUUGGCUUUUUUGUCUGCCACAAUGGGUUUACAAGGUGCCGUUGGAUUGAGAUUGGGCAGUCCACUAGCUACUACCGUUCCUCUGACAAGUACUUGGAUCGACAUAUUUAACGAUCCCUUCCUUUUCGCAUUCCGAAAUGUCCGCACCCGAGAUAUUCGUUUCGCAGGUGCCAUAUCUCUCAUUUUUGGGGCAUUUAUCUCAAGAGCCAUGUUGGGUCAAUUUGGCUCUUCGGGGACGAUAGGGGUAGUCAUUGGCUUCAGGGCAGUUUUACUGGGAUGGUGGUUCUUCCUGCCAAAUGCGGAACCAGUCCCAGACCAGCCGGAACAGAGGAACAAGCCUUAA
Kwoniella shivajii is the source of this 915-nucleotide messenger RNA. RefSeq lists its product as uncharacterized. The record is from RefSeq and is a predicted model, not a curated record. Bases 1 to 915 code for a protein of 304 amino acids. NCBI's taxonomy places the organism in Eukaryota, Fungi, Basidiomycota, Tremellomycetes, Tremellales, Cryptococcaceae. The transcript has 4 exons.